Talpa occidentalis (Iberian mole) is the source of this 1728-nucleotide messenger RNA. RefSeq names its product keratin, type II cuticular Hb1-like. Gene Ontology annotation, molecular function: structural constituent of skin epidermis. The record is from RefSeq and is a predicted model, not a curated record. Gene Ontology annotation, cellular component: keratin filament. Lineage: Eukaryota; Metazoa; Chordata; Mammalia; Eulipotyphla; Talpidae. Bases 1 to 1728 code for a protein of 575 amino acids. Gene Ontology annotation, biological process: keratinization; intermediate filament organization. The transcript has 12 exons.
AUGACCUGUGGAUCAGGAUUCGGUGGAGGCCGUGCCUUCAGCUGUGCCUCAGCCUGUGCGCCCCGGGCUGGCCGCUGCUGCAUCACCGCCGCCCCUUACCGCGGCGUCUCCUGCUACCGUGGAAUCUCCGGGGGCUUCGGCAGCCGCAGCGUCUGUGGUGGCUUCCGGGCCGGCUCCGGCGGCAGCAGCUUCGGGUACCGCUCCGGCGGGGUGUGCGGACCCAGCCCACCAAGCAUCACCACCGUGUCCAUCAACGAGAGCCUGCUCACCCCCCUCAACCUGGAGAUCGACCCCAGCGCCCAGGGUGUGAAAUUUCAGGAAAAGGAACAGAUCAAGGGCCUCAACAGCAAGUUUGCUGCCUUCAUUGACAAGGUGCGCUUCCUGGAGCAGCAGAACAAGCUGCUGGAGACCAAAUGGCAGUUCUACCAGAACCGCCAGUGCUGCGAGAGCAACAUGGAGCCCCUGUUCAACGGCUACAUCGAGACCCUGAGGCGGGAGGCCGAGUCCGUGGAGGCCGACAGCGGGCGCCUGGCCGCCGAGCUCAACCACGUGCAGGAGGUGCUGGAGGGCUACCGGAAGAAGUACGAGGAGGAGGUUGCUCUGAGAGCAACCGCCGAGAACGAGUUUGUGGCCCUGAAGAAGGAUGUGGACUGCGCCUACCUGCGCAAGUCGGACCUGGAGGCCAACGCGGAGGCCCUGACCCAGGAGAUCGACUUCCUGCGGCGCCUGUAUGAAGAGGAGAUCCGCGUUCUCAACUCCCACAUCUCAGACACCUCGGUGGUCGUCAAGAUGGACAACAGCCGGGACCUGAACAUGGACUGCGUCAUCGCCGAGAUCAAGGCUCAGUACGACGACAUCGCCAGCCGCAGCCGGGCCGAGGCCGAGAGCUGGUACCGCACCAAGUGCGAGGAGAUGAAGGCCACGGUGAUCCGCCACGGCGAGACCCUGCGCCGCACCAAGGAGGAGAUCAACGAGCUGAACCGCAUGAUCCAGAGGCUGACGGCCGAGGUGGAGAACGCCAAGGCCCAGAACGCCAAGCUGGAGGCCGCCGUGAGCCAGUCUGAGCAGCAGGGCGAGGCCGCCCUCAACGACGCCCGCUCCAAGCUGGCCGGUCUGGAGGACGCCCUGCAGAAGGCCAAGCAGGACAUGGCCUGCCUGCUCAAGGAGUACCAGGAGGUGAUGAACUCCAAGCUGGGCCUGGACAUCGAGAUCGCCACCUACAGGCGCCUGCUGGAGGGCGAGGAGCACAGGCUGUGUGAAGGUGUUGGCUCCGUGAAUGUCUGUGUCAGCAGCUCCCGGGGUGGAGUCGUCUGCGGGGACCUGGGCGUGUCCAGCUCCAGGCCAAUCAUCAGCAGCGCCAGUAGCGCCUCCUGCGGGUCCACCCGGAUGUCCUGCCGCAAAUUUCUUCUGUUCUUAUCCUGCAUCACCCCCGUGCUCACCGCCACUGUGCCUGAGCCUCAGGGCCGCUCAGCAACUGCUUGCAGGCGUCACCACAAACUGAACCGUGCAAACCCAGACUCCACAAGGGAGGAGGUGCCCCCAGAGGAGGAGCCCCGGGAGCGGGACGGGGGUCGGGAGGGGGACGGGGCGCUGGGCCGGGGCGCGAGCUGCGGGGCGGCUGGUCUCUCGGCCGGUGAGCUGCUCCCCGACAGCUCGCUCCGGGCGGGGCGAGAGCGCGGGCGAGGCGGGGGCCGGCCCCAGGGCGAGGGCGCCGGGGUGCGGGGCUAA